AUGGGGCUACCAUCUAGCUGUUUACAAUCGCUAACAACUGCCAGUACCAUCCAGCCGUCUAUCCCAUCAAGACAUGCCCGUCGGAAUGUUAUCGUCCAUCUACCACCUGGUCCCUUGUUUGACGUCUCUGGGAACGGGUCCCGGGUACGUCAUUACCAAUACCCCAUUCCAGUGCACGACACCCUUGCAGGAUUCGACUGGGUCUCCCAGAAUCUCCAACCCGACCGCCUCGGGAUCAUCGGCACGCACAUCGGCGGCUCGUUGGCGCUCACGCUUGCCUUGACCGAAGCCGCGUCGGUCAAAGCAGUGGCGGCAUUGGAACCAGUCUGUGACUGGCCGGGCCUGGACGCAUUCUGUACGCAAACCGCACAGCACGGCCACAAGUCUACUCCCGCGAGAAGAAGGUCUAGCCGCAUGGCAAGACACGCUCCGCGGGACCUGGUACCGCUGCUUGACGCGCGGGAGAGACUGUUUUCCACGCCGGAACGGUACUUUGAUGCGUUCGCCUCCCCGGUGCUUUUCCUGCGCUCGGCGGGAAAGGAUGUGCCUCCAGCAAUUCCAACGUAUUUUACAGGACCGGAAUAUCCGGUCCCUGUCUUGAAGCCACUGUCGCGGUCUGAGGAGCAAAUUGACUAUUGGGAUGUGCAUAUGCAUGCGGUUGAAGGCAACAAUACAGAUACGGAGUACCCAACAAAUACGAUAUCCGAGCAAGACGAUGAUCCCAAACAGCCCGUCCGCCGUCGGAAAGCCCUCAGACGAUGGCCUCCAUACGGUCUCGAUUAUGGGACAGGGGGCUCUUCUGGUUUGCAUUAUCAACUAGGGGUGAAGCGUCUUCAAGUGGCCCUCCCUUGGGUCCGUAUCUUCUCCCGCAUGGAGCUCAACAAUGCCGAACCUUCACACAGUUCUCGGACACCUAAAUCUGCCAAUACUUCAACAGUACUAGCCAGCCAGGCCAGUGAGAUGGUGGAUGUCAUGCGGCGGGCGUGUUUCUGGGGCCAUGAGAAGGGGGUCGGAGAACGCCGUGUGACGCUGGCCCCGAUCCCGUCCUCGGAAUCAGAUGAGAUACAAGCGGGGCGUGCAGGGGAAUGGAUUAUGGAGACUUUGUCGGCCGAUUGA
Molecule: messenger RNA, 1116 nt
Organism: Aspergillus terreus NIH2624
Lineage: Eukaryota; Fungi; Ascomycota; Eurotiomycetes; Eurotiales; Aspergillaceae
Exons: 2
Coding region: 1-1116 (371 amino acids)
Source: RefSeq, a predicted model, not a curated record